Molecule: messenger RNA, 1932 nt
Organism: Zophobas morio
Lineage: Eukaryota; Metazoa; Arthropoda; Insecta; Coleoptera; Tenebrionidae
Exons: 2
Coding region: 1-1932 (643 amino acids)
Molecular function (GO): protein dimerization activity; DNA binding
Source: RefSeq, a predicted model, not a curated record
AUGGGAAAGGUAAAGGGAUCCGUGUGGAAUCAUUAUAUCGAAACAACUGCAGAUAUCUACCAGUGCAAGUACUGCAAAAAACAUUUUAAAAAAAAUGCUACUAGACAAUUUACUCAUUUAAAAAAUUGCCUCAAAAUUUCACCCGAAAAUAAAAAAGAACUUUUAACGAGCACACAAAAAUUUACAGAAAAAUCUGACAUAAAAUCUGAUAAAGAGACUGCUGAUAAUAACCAUGAUGCCUUGUGUUCUUCCAAUAUUUCUACAGUGAGCACAGUUACUUUAUGUAGUGCUUGUAGUAGUAAUUCCACAACAUCUACUACCAAAUUACAAAAUAUUCGUCCAUUUUUUGAUGAGAUUCAUCCUAACGAGAAACAAAAAUUAGAUAAUUUAUUUGCAAGAGCCGUUUUUGUAUCUGGGUCUCCACUAUCGAUGAGCGAAUCUGAUGUGUGGUUGCAGUUUUUUCAAAGUUUAAGACCAUGCUACCAACUUCCAAGUCGUUAUAUCUUAUCAACUUCUCUCUUGGAUACCCAGUUUGAAGAAAUACAGUCUUGUGUGAAAUCUAAAAUUUCAGAAGCUUCGGUAUUAACUUUACAGUGCGAUCAGUGGUCCAAUGUAAGAAACGACUCUAUUACAAAUUAUGUAAUAAAUACACCCACACCAGUUUUUUACAAAACGGAACAUACAAAAAGCAAUCGACAUACGUCGGAGUUUUUAAAAAAAGAAAUUAAAUUAGUUUUGGAAGAGAUUGGAGUACAUAAAUUUUUAGCUAUUAUAACAGAUAAUGGUGCCAAUAUAAGAAAGGCACGGCGAGAAAUUCAUAACGAAUUUUCAUACAUGUUAGAAUAUGGUUGCAUAUGCCAUUCCCUUAAUCUUUUGGUUGAAGAUAUUUUGAAAUUAGACGAGAUAAGUAACUUUAAAAAAAGUGUGACUGCAGUUGUGAAAGAAAUAAAAAAUUCACAUGUAUUACAAGCUCGUUUAAAGGAAAUUCAAGAAGAAAAGAAUAAAGUCAGUUUAAGCUUAAAGUUACCUGUGAGGACAAGGUGGAAUUCCUUUAGUAUGUGUUUAGGAAGAUUGUUACGAUUAAAGCAAAUAUUAAAAUUAUUAUGCGUCGAUCCUGCUGCAGAAAAUUUUAUGUCGAAUUUAUCAAAGUCUUCUUUAUUAGACGACAGAGAAUUUUGGCCCUUGGUCACUAAAUUGUAUUCACUCUUUGCUCCAAUUAGCAAAUGGAUUACAUUAUUUGAAUCGGAUGAACCGCAUAUUUCAAAGGUUGCAGAUUGUUUUCAUGAAAUUAAUAAAAUGCUUCAAGAAAAAUUUGAUGAUGAUGAUGAUAACUUUGGAAUCUUAGACAACAUAUUCAAACAACGGAAAUCGAAAUCUCUAGGACCGAUUCACUAUUUGGCAAAUCUACUUGACCCAUCACAAAAAGGAAAGAAGUUGACUAAUAAUGAAAUUAUUACGGCUACAGAACUAUUUUAUCAAAUUGCGGAGAAGCACCCUAAAUAUUGCGAAUUCUUUGAAGAGAUAAUUGAAGGUUUUGCCCAGUACAGAGCAGGUCAUGGAAUAUUCAGCAAAGAAUUUGUAAAAAAAAGUGAAAAUGCGAUCUCACCUUUAACAUGGUGGAGUGGAUUAUGUUCUACAUCUAAAAUAAGUACCAUGGCCGCAGAUAUUUUAUCGCUGCCUUCUUCCACCGCGGCUACAGAAAGAACAUUUAGCAGAUAUGCAACUAUUCACACGGCCAAAAGAAAUCGACUUACAGUGGAGCGUGCUGGAAAGCUCACGUUUAUUGCCCAUAAUAUUCAGCUAGGAAAAAGCAAGAGCAAGCUGAAUCACGCAGCAAGCAGCAUAUCAAACGAAGAUGAUGACAUUGACAACAAUGAAGAUGAUCAUAAUUCGUCUGAUGAAGACUACGAUUUUAGACUGAUUGCCGACUGA